AUGUCAGAGAGAAAAGCAAUCAACAAAUGGUAUCCACCAGACUAUGAUCCUCUGAAAGUUCCAAAGAAGGAGAAGUCCCGCAAUGCUAAUAGCAACAAAGUCAGAUUGAUGCUACCGUUCUCCAUGAAGUGCCUACAAUGCAACGAGUACAUAUCUGCUAGAAGGAAGUUCAACGCCAGAAAGGAAACAACAAGCGAGAAAUAUAUGGGAUUUAAGAUCAUCAAAUUCCAUUUCAAAUGCCCACGUUGCAGUAAUAGCAUCGUGUUCAGGACAGACCCUGCUCUGGCUGGAUUUGCCCCUGUCGAAGGAGGUGUGAGAAACCACGAGUCUUUGGCGAAGGAGCCUAAGAUCAAGCCCAUGGAGACUGAAGAUGAGAUUCUUGCAAGACUUGAGAAGGAGGAGGAGGAGAGCAGGAAGUACAAAGAGCAACAAGAGAGACGAAAGAAGAAUCCCUUCUGGCAAAAGCAAAAUGAAACGAAUACUGACGUUAUGACUAACCUCGAAGAGAAGCUUGCGAAGCAGCAAGAAGAACAACAGAUGCAUGAUCAUCUUAUGUAUCUCCAGGCUAAAGCUAGUCGACUACAAGAGUCUGGUGGGCAGGAGAGACUCGUGAAAGAGGCACAAGCCAAAUUGGAGGAAGAAAAAAAUUCGAAGCGGGAAUUAGAAUCAGACGAGCCGGAAGUAAAGCCAUUUGCCGUCCAAUCUGGGUCCAUGCAAAAUGAAGCUAGGCAGCCUCAAACAGUAAGCGGCGUGAUAUCAGUUAAAAGACCCCGUACAAUGAAGCCAGAAACGAAGUCUGUUGCUGAAAAUACUGAACAAGCAGGCGAGAUUACUCCAAAAAGUCAAUCAUCGGAAAGUCCCAAGAAAGAGCUACCGGGUAUAUCCGGAUACGGGUCUGAUUCUGACUGA
Messenger RNA from Candidozyma duobushaemuli, 909 nucleotides. RefSeq names its product mRNA splicing protein. Bases 1 to 909 code for a protein of 302 amino acids. The record is from RefSeq and is a predicted model, not a curated record. Gene Ontology annotation, cellular component: U2-type catalytic step 1 spliceosome. Lineage: Eukaryota; Fungi; Ascomycota; Pichiomycetes; Serinales; Metschnikowiaceae. Gene Ontology annotation, biological process: mRNA splicing, via spliceosome. The transcript has a single exon.